Molecule: messenger RNA, 3028 nt
Organism: Solenopsis invicta (red fire ant)
Lineage: Eukaryota; Metazoa; Arthropoda; Insecta; Hymenoptera; Formicidae
Product: peroxisomal acyl-coenzyme A oxidase 3
Exons: 12
Coding region: 585-2705 (706 amino acids)
Biological process (GO): lipid homeostasis; fatty acid beta-oxidation using acyl-CoA oxidase
Cellular component (GO): peroxisome
Molecular function (GO): fatty acid binding; pristanoyl-CoA oxidase activity; FAD binding
Source: RefSeq, a predicted model, not a curated record
AGUGCGAGAAGUGUCAGAAGUCUCGUACUUCUUUGCCAAGCGCGAUGCUUGUCUCAAGUUUUCUGCACUAUUCGCUCGAAUAUCUCGAAAGAAUUGCUUUAUUCGCGCGAUAGAAUAUCGUGUUAAAUGAAACCACAGAUAUCUUUAGUAUUAGAUAUCUGUGAAUGAAACGCAAUUAGUUGUCGUGCAAUAUUAGUUGGCUCGCGUGAGAUACAGAACUCUCUCGAACAAGAACGAAUUUCGUCUCCAGUCCGUUGUGUCUGCAUGGACAUUCAUUCAAAGGACUCUCGCCGCUGUCGCGGGCUAUCAUAAGCUAUCAUGCUUGUGUGAAGUGCAAAUUGUACAAAAAUACGAUGUUGAAAGUGACGAAUUUAAGUAACGGACGAUAACAGGACAUUGUGAUACGUAAUUGUGUUUAUCAAAGUGCUUCUUCACGUAAUGUCCGUACGUGUUACGUCGUGGAAAGUUUAACACUCACGCGUUUCACUCGCGUUCGUAUCUGUGCAAUGUCAGAAGUUUUGAAUGAAGUAUCCAGGCAAUCACCAUUUAGGUAUGUGCAAUUUGAGAACAGCUAGCAGAAUAAGAUGUUAACAGAAUUUUGGCGAGACUGCGUAAGACUGCAUCCGUGGAGCAGCUCGUUAUCCACGACACGUUGUGAAAAUAUUACUUUCGCGAUGUCCACCGCUAAGGAAUUGAUAGCGGAUUUGCCGAAGGGACCGCUGGAUGCAUACAGGAAACGAGCAACGUUUGACUGGAAGUCAUUUAAGUUGACUUUAGAGGGAAAAGAUUGCGUGCUGUAUCAGGAAAACGUAUGGAAAGUUAUCAAGAACCACCCAGCAUUUCAAAGGCUAACGGACCCAAAGAGUUUAGAUGAAAUAAGAAGGCGUUGUAACAGUCAAAUGCAUGCACUUCGUGAAAAUGGCAUAAAUCUAAUAACAGAUGGUGAGAAUGCCUAUUACAUUUAUCAAUACGAUGGGUCGAUAGGGGUAAAAGGGAAUAUUACCUUAGGAAUGGUACCAACUAGUAUAUUCUCACUGGGUACCGAUCAACAUUUACCUCUCAUAACAGAAUUUUACAGUGGAAAUUAUAUCGGUUGUUUUGCGAUGACUGAAAUUUCUCAUGGAACCAAUGUGAAAGGCAUGCGAACUAGAGCAACAUAUGACGUAGCAACGAAAAGUUUUAUCUUUCAUACACCUGAUUUUGAGGCUGCAAAAUGUUGGGUAGGUGGUUUAGGAAAAUGUGCAACACACGCCAUCGUAUUUGCAAAGUUAAUUACACCGGAUGGAGUAAGCCAUGGCUUGCACUUUUUUGUCGUGCCAAUUCGCGAUCUAAAGACUCAUCUACCUUUCCCUGGUGUAACCAUUGGUGAUAUGGGUGAAAAGAUAGGCCUUAAUGAAGUAGACAAUGGAUUUCUAAUAUUUAAUAAUUACUCUGUACCACGUAUCUGUCUGUUAAAUCGCAACGCGGAUGUCAGCGAAGAUGGAAAGUAUGUUCCUUCUAUAAAGGAUGAACGAAAAAGAUAUGGCUCGUCUUUGGAUGGACUUACAAUAAGUCGUGUAAGCAUUACUACGAUAUGUGCUCAUUAUAUGACCAUUGCAAUAACGAUUGCCAUACGUUACUCCGCAGUUAGAAAACAAUUUGGCCCUACAGAGGAUAAGGAAUUACCGGUUAUAGAAUAUCAAACGCAACAAUGGCGAAUUAUUCCUCAUUUAGCCGAAACAUACGCACUAAAAAUAUUUUCAAUGACAUUGUACCAAAUACAUUCCGAUUUUAUGAUGAACCGCUUUCAAGAUGAAAAUGCAGAUUUGAUCGCUGAUACAGGAGUGGAGAUACACGCGUUAUCUUGUGCAACAAAGCCAUUGUGUGCAUGGAUUACUCGUGACGCGAUUCAGGAUUGCAGAGAAUCUUGUGGUGGGCAUGGGUACUUAAAAAUGUCACGUUUGGGUGACAUCAGAGCUCAAAACGAUGCAAAUUGUACGUAUGAGGGCGAAAACAACGUACUUAUUCAACAAGCAAGUAUUUGGUUGUUAAAUCAAUGGGCUGCUGUGAUUAAAGGAGAACCUGUCAUAUCACCGCUUGGUUCUGCGGAUUUUCUUGUAAACGCAGAACAAAUACUUAGCAUUAAAUUUAAUCAAACUACAGUGGAAGGUGUACUGAAGCCUGAAAAUUUGCUCUUACUUUUUAAAUGGCUGGUUUGUUAUUAUUUGAAUAAGACAUAUCGACGUAUGAUGGAACUUAAAGCAACCGGAAUGUCUGAUUUUGAUGUAAAAAAUAAUAUCCAAACGUUUCUAGCACGAACAUUGUCUCUGGUAUAUGCAGAGCAUGUACUAAUGCUAUAUUUUAUCAAAUGUAUACAAGAUCCAAAAUGGAAACCAAACGAAAAAGAAGUACUGACAAAAUUGUGUUCUUUAUUCGGAGCGGUAACAUUGGAGAAGAGAUUGGGAGAUUUAUAUGGCGGUGGUUAUGCUUCCUCUAACAGUAACAUAGAUGAUCUUUUGCGGGAGGGAAUUAUAAUUCUGUGCAGAGACUUAGUCGACAAUGCUGUUGCUUUAGUUGACGUAUUGGCACCACCAGACUUUGUCCUUAAUUCUGCUCUAGGAAUGUCGGAUGGCGAGGUGUACAAACACAUGAAGGAGUGGAUGUUCGAAAACAAAGAAAACUUUGAACGUCCAUCGUGGUGGAAUGAAAUCCGAUCUAAAUUAUAAUAUUACAAGUGUAUUUACAAGGAAUUGUUCCCCUUAUAGUACACGCACAAACACACGCACGCGCGCGCGUUCUCGUGUUCAUGGAUUUAGAAUAUUAUCAAAAUGUAUGAUAACUUGAAAAAAAUAUUAUUCGGUCAAAAAUUUAUACAUAUUAAUAUUUAAAUAUUGAAAUAAUUUUUUAUCCAUUACAGCAAUUAGUGUUUCGAUUAUUUAUACAUUUCUAAUAUAACAAUUUUUAUGUGAUAAUUCUAAUGUUAUAAUUGAUGUUACCAUAUCACACAUUAUUUUUUAAUACACAAUUUGAAUAUAUACAUAUAUUAAUA